Molecule: messenger RNA, 2411 nt
Organism: Morone saxatilis (striped sea-bass)
Lineage: Eukaryota; Metazoa; Chordata; Actinopteri; Moronidae
Product: cysteine/serine-rich nuclear protein 3-like
Exons: 4
Coding region: 18-1859 (613 amino acids)
Biological process (GO): regulation of transcription by RNA polymerase II
Cellular component (GO): nucleus
Molecular function (GO): sequence-specific DNA binding; DNA-binding transcription factor activity, RNA polymerase II-specific
Source: RefSeq, a predicted model, not a curated record
CCAGUGGGAGGAGCCACAUGAUGAGUGGGAUCCUGAAGAGGAAGCUUGAGGAGGGUCCGUCCCCUUACCUGUCCCUGCAGGGGUCUGAUGAUGAUGAGGUUUCCUGCAGCGACAGCGGCAACAGCAGUGAUAGUCUCAACCAUCCCGUCCCUUCUGGACUGCUGGACUCAACUCUCCAGCAGCAGUCAAAGCGACUGCGGGGCCGCAACGUGCACUUUGAGAGUGUGACCGUUUAUUACUUCAACAGGCGGCAGGGCUUCACCACUGUGCCCACACAGGGUGGCAGCACCCUGGGGAUGUCACCACGUCACAGUGGGGUGAAGCGCUUCACCCUCAGGGAGUUUGCCAUGGAGCAGAAACAGAGCCAUUGGAACAUGCUGAGGGAUCAUCUCAAAGAGGAAAAACUUAAUGCCAUCAAACUCAAACUGACUAAGAAUGGCACUGUGUCCUCCAUGGAGGCGGAUACCCUGACGCUUGAUGACAUCUCCGAAGAUGACCUGGAUGUGGACAACACAGAGGUGGAUGAUUACUUCUUCCUCCAGCCUCUGACUACCAGGCGGCGCCGCGCCCUUCUCCGCUCCUCUGGGGUCAGGCGCAUCGACGUGGAGGAGAAGCACGAGCUGCGUGCCCUCCGAAUGUCCCGAGAGGAGUGUGGGUGCCGCUGCAGGGGGAUAUGCGACCCAGAGACCUGUGCUUGCAGCCUGGCCGGCAUUAAGUGCCAGGUAAAUGGAACUGUGGUGGACCGCAUGUCCUUCCCUUGUGGCUGCACCAAAGAAGGCUGCAGCAACACCACGGGACGCCUGGAGUUCAACCCGGUCAGGGUGCGCACCCACUUCCUCCACACCAUCAUGAAGCUGGAGCUGGAGAAGAGCCGCGAGGAGCAGCAGCAGCAUCAUCAGCAGCAGCCGGAGCAGCAGCUUGUAACCAAUGGCAACGGUUACCAUGGCGACUCCUCCUUGGUCCAGCAGCAGCCGAACCUGCAGUUUCCACUGAUGAGUGGCGCGCCGCACAUUCCCAUCAUGCACCUCCAGAACACAGGCGACACGGAUUCGCAUCUAGAUGAAGAAGAGGAAGAGGAAGAAGAAGAAGAGGACGAAGACGACGAAGAUGAAGAAGAAGAUGAAGAGGAUGAAGAUGAUGAAGCUUACGAGGAAGAUGAGGAUGGGAGCAGUGUUUGCAGCGGGCUGUCGGACUGCAGCACGCACAGCUUGGAAACAAUCGACCCUGAGGACGGAGAGGAGGAUGAGGAGGAUGAGGAAGACGAUGAUGAUGAGGAGGAAGAAGACGAAGAGAAGGAUAAUUGGGAUUGCUCGUUGCACGGAACGGGUCCUCCGCCCUACUCGGUUCCCCUUCCUUCUGUGCUGAGUUACUCUAAUAACACGCUCAUGAGUCUCAAUAACCCCUUCCACAACACUCCCCCCAUGCAGCAUUAUCAGAUAGACAGCUCUGUGAAUGACACUCCUGCGUUUCUCAGAGAAAAUGUCAGCGGCGCCCCCACUCUCCCCACAGUAGAGACCGCAUUAGAGUCUGACAUAAACACAGAACUCCACUGCCAGACAGAGCAGCAGAGCAUUCCCUGCCAUUUCCCCGACCCCACAGAGUCCCUGACUCUCCAAACUUGCUCACAUGUAGACACCCGUGAGAGUAACACUGCCCCCGCUGGUGCAUCCGCCGAACGGCAGCCCCAGACAGACCUCCAGAACAAUCCAGACCAUCAUGACUCACAGACUGAGGCUCCGGCGGGAUCUGUGGAGCAGACAGAGGAGGAAAUCAGGGAGCUGAUGCAGGAGCAACCAGGACUGCCAGUGCAGGGAGACGCUGACCAAACAACAAACACGUCACGCUCAGGCAGUACCUGAUGAUUAAAAUGCUUCAGAGAGAGAUCAGUUAAUAUUUGGAAAAUCUUUCUUCAAGAAUUGUGACCUUCAACCAUCAGAGUUUGAUUUAUUCUUGAUAAGUGCACUUCCAAAGAGACAAUGAGUCACACAGACACAGAAGGCUCAGAGAGGUGAUCUAAUUUUAGCUCAGUUUGUCUCUAGACCUCUCUAAGAUUGUUAGACUAUGAAACUACAAUGAAAAAGCUCAAUAAAGCAGUGUUUCUGGCCGUUACUUGUAUAAUUUAUGCCCUGUUAUAAAGUCUGUAAUCAUUACAGCAUGUUUAGUGGUUGUGACUGGCAUCUAUGACAAAUCAAUAUUUUGAGGUGCUUGUAUUGUUUCAGUAUUUGCCAUUGUGCUGGUGUCUCAUCGUUGCUGCUAAUCGUUCUUAAAUGCCUGUCUGUAUAGCAUGUGUUCAGUUUACCUAAGAUGUUUCAAGGCUUAACACAAACUGUAAAAUGAUUUUAAAAAAAGAACAUAAAUCUGUUAUAAUUCAUACUAAAGGUCUUUUUUGUUCCUUUUUUACAUUAACAAUG